Messenger RNA from Penicillium robsamsonii, 471 nucleotides. Its product is annotated as putative GPI anchored protein. The record is from RefSeq and is a predicted model, not a curated record. Gene Ontology annotation, biological process: fungal-type cell wall organization. The coding region runs from base 1 to 471 and encodes 156 amino acids. Gene Ontology annotation, cellular component: fungal-type cell wall. The transcript has 3 exons. NCBI's taxonomy places the organism in Eukaryota, Fungi, Ascomycota, Eurotiomycetes, Eurotiales, Aspergillaceae. Gene Ontology annotation, molecular function: structural constituent of cell wall.
AUGCGUUUCUCUAUUGCCACUCUCGCUCUCGCCGCCGGUGCCAUGGCCAAUGUUGUCACCGAGACUGUCACCCAGUACACCACCUACUGCCCUGAGGCUACCUCCGUUGUGCACGGAGGCCACACCUACAGCAUCUCCACCCCCGGCGUCAUCACCAUGACCCACGGCCCCUUCACCGUCACUCGUCCCAUUGUGACCUCCUCCGUGACUGAGUGCAAGAGCUGCUCUUCCUCCAUCCCUGCUUCCUCCACUCCCGUGAUCCCCAGCAGCAUCCCCCUCGUCCCCGUGCCCGGUGUCACCUCCACCCCUCUGGUCCCCGGCUCCGCCACCACCGGUGCUCCCAGCGGCCCCAUCGGUUCCUCCACCGCCACCCCCUCCCAGCCUGCCUUCAACGCCGGUGCCAUCAACGCCGCUACCGGUGCUGGUGCCGGUCUGGUUGCCGUCUUCGGUGCCGUUGCCCUCUUGCUGUAA